Molecule: messenger RNA, 1179 nt
Organism: Microthlaspi erraticum
Lineage: Eukaryota; Viridiplantae; Streptophyta; Magnoliopsida; Brassicales; Brassicaceae
Source: the annotation of a GenBank genome assembly
AUGAUGGGUCAAUGGGGGGAAGAAGAUGAUGAAAAGGUGGUGAUCAGAUGCUAUGACGAUCGUAGGGACAGAAUUGAAUUGGAGUGUGUGGAGAAAAGUUGUGAGAUUGGUCACAACGACCAAACCUUAAUCUUCACAGACACUUUAGGCGAUCCCAUCUGCAGGAUCCGUAACACUCCUCUCUUCACUAUGAUGGUGGCAGAAGUUGGGAACAAGUUGGUGGGUUCCAUAAAAGGCUCAGUAAAGCCAGUGGAGUUUCAUGAUAAGUUAGUGAAAGUGGGUUACGUUCUUGGUCUUAGAGUUGUUCCGUGGUAUCGACGCCGUGGCAUUGGCUCGACUCUGGUGAGAAAGCUUGAGGAAUGGUUCGUAUCCCACAAUGUUGACUAUGCUUACAUGGCCACCCAAAAGGACAAUGACGCCUCUCUCGGUCUCUUUGUCGGAACACUUGGAUAUGUCGUCUUCAAAAACCCGUCUAUUCUUGUCAAUCCUGUCAACCCCAGCGGCGGUUUAAAACUGCCUUCCGAUAUCGGAAUAAGGAAGCUAAAGGUGAAAGAAGCCGCGUCAUGGUACCGGAGAUACGUGGCACCAAAGACAGAGUUUUUCCCGGACGACAUAGACAGAAUCUUGCGGAACAAGUUAAGUAUCGGGACAUGGGUGGCUUAUUACAAAAACAGCGACAACAUCCGAAGUUGGGCAAUGCUUAGUGUUUGGAACACUAGCAAAGUAUUCAAACUUCAGAUUGGAAAAUCUCCUUUGAGUUAUUUGCUUCUCACCAAAGUUUGCAACUUUCUCGGUAGAUUCUUGCAGUUCUUGAGAUUAUCUUCGUUACCUGAUCUGUUUACACCGUUUGGUUUCUAUUUCCUCUACGGGGUUCACGCGGAAGGUCCGUUAAGUGGGAAACUCGUUAGGGCUUUGUAUGAGCACGCUCAUAACAUGGCUGCGUCAGAUGACGGUGGCGCGUGUAAACUCGUGGUGGUAGAGGUUGACGGAGAAGGUGGCGAAGAUGAUGAGUCUCUUCUUAAAUGUAUUCCUCAUUGGAAAAUGUUUUCGUGUGAUGAUGACACAUGGUGCAUCAAGCCGUUGAAAUGUGAAGAUGAGAUGUCUUGUUUGAGUGAAUUUACCAAGAUGUCUUUGAGUUCGAAAUCGCGGUCACUCUUUGUGGAUCCAAGAGAUGUGUAG